This is a messenger RNA of Mercenaria mercenaria, 901 nucleotides long. RefSeq lists its product as uncharacterized. Lineage: Eukaryota; Metazoa; Mollusca; Bivalvia; Venerida; Veneridae. The annotation marks the transcript as partial. The record is from RefSeq and is a predicted model, not a curated record. The transcript has 2 exons.
CCAGGUGCUCGUUGCCAGGCAAUAUUAUAGGUGGCGCCGCUGUCAACAUGUGCAUGUGAAAACGAAAGUAGAUUGUUUAUCUAGGAAUUAUUACAACAUUUUACCCUUCUACGUUGAAUUUUUAAAGUUAACAGCACAGUACCAGAUCCCAGACUUGGUCAGCACCAGCAAUAUUACAGGUUUGUCAGUGAGAGUCCAAACCAAGAAUGCCAUUGUCAACCACACCAUUAGAUCUGUUAAGGGCAGGAGUAGGCCUGUCCCAGGUAAAACGACCCUGGUAUUUUUACACUGCUUGUUGGUCUGUCAAUGCCCAGAUAUUGAACUAAAUCCUGGACCCAGUACUUCCAAAUCGCAAUACUUAUGUGGUCACUGUGAAGAGGAAGUCACUUGGACCCAGAAGGGCAUUCUGUGCGACACCUGUGAACAGUGGUACCACACAGACUGUCAAGGUAUCGGAGACAGCACGUAUGAUCGUCUUUCUGACUCAAGGUUUGCCUGGCACUGUCAAUACUGUGGACAGGCGAACUAUUCCUACUCCCUAAUUGAAUCCCUUGACUCCCUUAAUGAUAGUAACAAAUACUCCCAAUUAGAUUAUAGUUCUACCAUUUUAGAUGCGAGUCACCGACCAGAUCGGUCAGUUAGGUCACUCUCAGAUACCCCAAAUUUCAAACCCUCCCCAAAAGAUACUUCUACUCCCAAAACAAAGGUCAAAAAACCCUCCAAAGUCAAACAUGACAAAAGCGAGAGGAUAACCAUUCUUAAUAUUAACUGUAGGUCCAUAAAAAAUAAAAUCCCAGAUCUCCAUCAAUUAAUACAACAGGUCAAACCAGAUAUCAUCUCUUGUACGGAAACCUGGUUGAAACCAGAUAUCCAAACCUCUGAAAUCUUCCCAAGGACCUAA